AUGAAACCGCGGACAAUCUUGUUGAGCAUCUUCCUGAAAGCUCCCUUCAUCUACGCAGAAGAAAAGAUCAGCCUCCAAUGGGCAAUUUGCGACCCAACACCACAAGACACGCUUGCAAAGCUUGGACUCGAUGAAGCACUCCCAUACAAAGAAAAUCCAAUCACCUACUAUGAUGAAGAUCCCCCUAUACAUCUCACCUCCGGAUUAAUGUUCCGCACCAAAACGAACAAAGGCCAGCCACUCUCCACAGUCAAAGUCCGCUUUCCAGAGGUAGUCCCUGAUAUUCCAGACUUUGUCGACUGCUCUUGGGAAUACUAUGGCGGUAACCCGCCAUCCUUCACAUGCGAAAAACGCUAUCCUUUGGACGGUAAAAUCUGGCACGAGGAGCAGGUGCAGUUCGCCGAACGGUAUGGGACUGUCGACUGGGAUAUGCUGCGUGCGUAUGGGCCCUAUCAGAAUGCCAAGUGGAAGGUGCGGGUUGGUGGACACAAAGCCAAGUUUGAUGAUGUAGUAGCUGGAGAUCUGCAUCUGAUGGAGAUCGAGACGAAGGUGCUUAGGGAGGAGGCUGAUUAUGCGCUGCAGGAGAUUACGCGCUAUCUGAAUGAGACGGGCGUUGUGCUUUGCGAGCCGCAGGAAGGGAAGACCAUGCGACUGUUUCGUACUAUGGGGUACCUCGGGAAUGAAAGGGAGGAGCUAUAA
Penicillium verrucosum is the source of this 699-nucleotide messenger RNA. RefSeq lists its product as uncharacterized. Bases 1 to 699 code for a protein of 232 amino acids. The transcript has a single exon. NCBI's taxonomy places the organism in Eukaryota, Fungi, Ascomycota, Eurotiomycetes, Eurotiales, Aspergillaceae. The record is from RefSeq and is a predicted model, not a curated record.